Cooperia oncophora is the source of this 523-nucleotide messenger RNA. The record is from the annotation of a GenBank genome assembly. NCBI's taxonomy places the organism in Eukaryota, Metazoa, Nematoda, Chromadorea, Rhabditida, Trichostrongylidae.
AUGGAUCCUAUAGAUUUCGAGUCACUGAAUAAGCUUUCCAGCUUCGUUGGUGAAGGCGCUCAGGAAUUGCUGAAGCAGGCUGGAGAAGAUGCCCCGUGCACCACUGGACCAUCGACUCCACCCCCUCCACCACCUGGAGAGUCGACUGUCCCUGUUCUAGGCAGCAAGAAACAAACACCUUCUAAAGAUGUUGCGAAAGGUGAUAAGACGGCUAUAAGUGCGAUACUACCUGGACCGCCUCCUGUGCCACCUGUUUACGGAGAUGAUUCAUCGGAUGAUUCACCAACUGUGCACGAUGCUGGUAUAUCUCCAGAAUCAUCUAGUUUCACCCAGAUGCAGACUGUUAAUGUUCUUCCAGUGCCACCACCUCCUCCAGUUAUACCAAGUCGGCUGAACAUAGCUGUUCCUCCGCCGCCUCCUCCACCACCGCCUCCACCAUCUACAUCUGCCGCUCAGGCUCCUGUUACGCCAACCCUUCCCCAACCUUCGAACUCUGGUGCGACAACAAGCAGUGCACAGUCUC